This is a messenger RNA of Symbiodinium necroappetens, 1785 nucleotides long. The record is from the annotation of a GenBank genome assembly. Lineage: Eukaryota; Dinophyceae; Suessiales; Symbiodiniaceae.
GACGAAGCGGCUGCCACAAUGAAAGGUUGGGAGGACAACAGUGCUGCGAAAAAGGGUCUGGAAACAGCCAGCUGCGUUUCGCAGAUCGAGUUUGCACGAGCGAUGACGGAGGAGUUUGGAGACGAGGCUGCUGCUGCAACCGGAGUUAGUGAAUGGGCCCAAGCAGGCCUCGGCAACUCUGAGCGUGAUGUGCACAGAGUUAUCAAGCGGCAGGGCUUGCGACUGGAGCUGGAAUUCAGCGAGAUGCGGCUAGGGGACGGACUUUCCAUAGAUUGGAUACGCCCGAUGAUUUGGUUGAAGUAUAUAGUCGAACACAACCUGUGGUUCCAUUUGGCAGGUUUGACGUGUCCAAACCUGAAGCAGUGCCAAAACACGUGGUCUGGAUAUUGGGAAAGGUUUUUUCAGCUGAACCCCGACUUCGACAAGCCUGCAGGUUUUGAUGUUCAGAACACAGCUGCCCUGUACAUACAUGGGGAUGAAGGUCGGACCCUCAAGAAGGCUGCUCUGAUGAUCAUGGGAUUUCAGUCAUGCUUAGGCUAUGGUUGCUCUGUAAACGGACGGACGCGGAAACGGAAAGCCGAUGGUGACAUCGGUUUCCAAGUGAACUAUGCAGGCCACUCCUACACGACGCGGUUUGUGACAAACAUGAUGUCGAAACAAGUUACAGAGUCGUCUUUCGAUAUGGCUGCUGAGGAGCUGGCUAAAGACUUGUCUCAGUGUCUGUUGACUGGUUACACAUACGGUGGUGUGACCUAUCGGUUUUGUGUGGUUGCAUGCAAAGGUGAUUGGCCAUUCCUGCUUCGUGCAGGCCAUCUUAACAGACACUUUUCGCGAUCUAUCAAGAAGCUUGGCAACGAAGCCCGAGGCAAAGGCGUUUGCCAUCUGUGCAUGGCUGGAACCGAAAACUACCCAGCAGAAGAAUGUGGCUACACCGACCCGAAGUGGCUGGAGACCGUACCAGCCCCCCCGCCAUGGCCCCGCACACCCCCAUUGCUCCGACAUUUGGCAUGCUCGAGAACAGACCCAGGUACUUUCUUUCAGCCUGAUCUCUGGCACACUGUGCAUCUUGGCAUUGGAAAAUCAUUCGCGGCAUCCUGCAUAACUAUGCUGAUUCUCACUUUGCCUGCUUACUGUUGUUUGACGAUGGAGAAGAGAUGGGAAACUGUCAGCGCGGAUUAUGUGUCCUGGUGCAAGGCGAACAAGAGACAGGCUUUUAUAACCAAGAUCGGCCCGAGCUUGGUUAACUACGGAGACAGCAGUGGUGCUGUCGGCGGAUGGCACAAAGGUGUGCUGACUACAAACCUGUUGCUUUGGUUGGAUUGCGUCUUGAGUCAAAACACAUGCUUGGGUGAGAAGAAGGUCAUCGUAGCUGCACGUGCUGCGCAAUGCAUCAACAGCAUGUUUCGUUUCUUGUAUACUGCUGGUGCUUUCUUGUCGAUGAAUGAAGGGGCCUAUGUGAGCAAGCAAGGGCUUCUGUUUUUGAGAAGCUACUGUGAGCUAGCUCAGAUCUUUUAUAGCGAAGGCAAGCCAGGCCUGUAUCCAUUAAUCCCGAAACUGCAUUCGAUGGAUCACCUCAUGCUGCGAGUGUAUUUUGACAGCCACCGAUGUGGCUUUUCAUGCAAUCCGUUGGCAACCGGAUGCCAACAGGAUGAAGACGUGGUGGGCAGAGUCUCACGUGUAUCACGCCGGGUGUCUAUCCGGAGGGUAAUUCGUAGAACCUUUGAGCGUUAUUUGGCAGGCAGCUUUGCUGUUUGGCUUGAGUCUGGCCUGCUGAUAACCAAGUGA